Molecule: messenger RNA, 1470 nt
Organism: Linum trigynum
Lineage: Eukaryota; Viridiplantae; Streptophyta; Magnoliopsida; Malpighiales; Linaceae
Source: the annotation of a GenBank genome assembly
AUGGAGAGACAAACAUCGGAAGAAGUGCAGAAGAAUAGAACUCGUGUGAAAGCUUCAAUAAUUGUUGCUCAUUUGUUGGCAUUGCAAGGAGUCGCUUUUAGAGGUCACGAUGAGACUGAAGAGUCAAGUAAUCGUGGAGGCUUUAUUGAGUUUCUUCAACUUCUAGCUGAUCACAAUGAAGAAAUAGGUCGUGUGGCAUUGGAUAAUGCUCCACUUAAUGCGAAGUACAUAUCUCAUGAGAUCCAGAAGCAAAUUUUGCAUGUUUUGGCUAAGAAGGUACGAAAUCACAUCUUUGAAGAAGUUGGAAAUUAUAAAUAUUCUAUCAUUGUGGAUGAAAGCAGUCAUGAACAAAUGGCUAUUGUUCUUCGCUUUGUUGAUGCCAAAGGGCUUAUACAAGAGCGCUUUUUUGAUAUUGUUCAUGUGGAAAAUACAACAUCAAAGACAUUGUAUUCUGCAAUUCGCUCAACUCUUUCAUUCUAUAAGUUCCUAAUUCAAAAUCUUCGUGGACAAGGAUAUGACGGUGCUAGUAACAUGCGUGGUGAGUGGAAUGGAUUGCAGGGUUUAUUUAUGAAGGAUUCUCCUCAAGCUUAUUAUGUACACUGUAUGGCUCAUCGUCUCCAGCUAUCAUUGGUUGCAGCGGCUAAGGAAGUAUAUUGGGUACAUGAGUUUUUCAGGAACUUAUCAUUUAUUGUAACUGCAGUUACUGGUUCUUGUAAGCGUCAAGACCAGUUAGAAGCUGCUGAAGCAGCCAAGAUUGCACUUCAGCUAGCGGCGGGUGAAAUUGAAACAGGAAAAGGUGCUAAUCAGGUUAGUACUUUACAACGACCUUGUGAUACUCGUUGGAGUUCACAUCUCAUAUCUAUAUCUAAUCUUAUCAAGUUGUAUGGUUCAACUUGUAAAGUUUUGGAGAAAAUAAUGAAUGAUGGAUGUAGCGCCAAUGCUAAGUGGGAUGCUACUAGUGCUUUGGAAAGAAUGAAGUCGUUCAAUUUCAUUUUCAUUUUGUUUCUGAUGAAAGAAAUACUGAGUACCACUGAUAUGCUUUCUCAAGCUUUGCAACGGAAGUUCCAAGACAUUUUCAAUGCAAUGAUACUGGUGGAGUCUACAAAAAAGCUCUUGAAUGAAUUCAGGGAUAAAGAGUGGGAUUCUUUGCUAGCAAAAGUCAUAGAGUUUUCAAAACAGUAUGAUAUUGAGGUUCCUGAUCUUGGUGCUCCAUUUUUUAGAGGUCGAUCUAUUCUAAAGAGAGAUGUUACAAAUGAACAUCAUUACCAUUAUGAUGUAUUCAAUGCUGCUAUUGAUGUUCAGAUGACAGAAUUGGGGUCAAGGUUCAAUGAUAGAGUGGUUGAGUUGUUGAAGCUUAGCUCGAGUUUGAAUCCUAGAGAUGGAUAUAAAACUUUGACAUUGAUGCUAUCUGCAAGCUUGCAAGGGAGUAUUAUCCUCUUGAUUUUUCAGAGGAUGACAUUGAUACAUUGA